This is a messenger RNA of Staurois parvus, 384 nucleotides long. NCBI's taxonomy places the organism in Eukaryota, Metazoa, Chordata, Amphibia, Anura, Ranidae. The record is from the annotation of a GenBank genome assembly.
AUGCAGACUGCUUCCAGAAACAUUUGUGAAAGACUGUGCAAUAAGUUCAUCUGUGAAUUUUCCUUGCUACUAAAUAUUCCAUGGUCAACUGUUAGUGGUAUUAUAACAAAGUGGGAGGAACUGAGAACAACAGCAACUCAGCCACAAAGUGGUAGGCCACGUAAAAUGACAGAGCAGAAGUGCACAGUGCGCAGAUGUCACCAACUGCCUGCAGAGUCAAUAGCUAACUACCUCCAAACUUCAUGUGGCCUGCAGAUUAGCACAGCAACAGUGCUUCAUGGAAUAGGUUUCCAUGGCCGAGCAGCUGUAUCCAAGCCUUACAUCACCAAGUGCAAUGCAAAACGUUGGAUGCAGUGGUGUAAAAGCACGACACCACUGGACUCU